AUGAGAAGAGGCACCAAGGCCAUCAACGAUCCUCAGGGUGUCCUGGCCAAUACUCUCAAGACCCUUUUUCAGCCAGUUGGAUCCAUGCCACCAAGCUUUGGAUUUAUCAGCUACGGUGAUCAACUUCCAAAAGAUGUAGCUUCUCAAAACUUUGGUCACAGUAAAGGCGUUCUGCUCGUGAAUGAAAGUGGAACUGGAAUCUGGCUCCUGCACAGCACACCAAAGUUUCCUUAUGCAAGAGAUGAAAAUUCCUUCUGGCCUUCAACUGGAGUAAAAAAUGCACAGACAUUUAUCUGUGUAACAUUUCCCUAUGACGAGUUUAGGAAAAUUGGUAAACAUCUGCAGUAUAUUCGAGCUUUCCCAUUUGACCAUCGUAUUCCAGGAGAUUUCCACACAGAACUACAGGAUGUUGUAAACAAGGUUGAUGUUCCUCCAGAUGAUAAUUUUCAGCAACUGACCUCAAGUAAGAGGUCAAACUUUUACAGCAUCGCAAAAAACCAUAGCUCUGCUGAUGAUGAUGGUGAAGAUCUUUAUGUCAAUAUCGCACAAAAAGUCAGCAGUGAUCUGCUCGUCCAGACGUGGGGCUGCCAGAUGAGGCGGGAUACAUCCUUCUGUAAAGAGAAUAAAUUCAAAGUGGAAAAUAUCAAUACUACAGCAACUAGCCUCGGUCAAUGGAAUAAUACAAAGGACCAUUCCAAGUGGUGUGUAGCUAAAGAUCCAGAGAAUAACUGGAUGUGUGUUGCUGAUGUAAACAGAGCCCCGAGCCAGUACGCUAGGCGUGGAGGUGCACUGUGUAUUAAUGAUAAAAAAAUAAAAGACAUUUUUCAGAAUUUUGCAAACAAAAUUGAGGACUGUCAAAACAGGAGCCUCCUGGACAUCCUGAACAUCAUGAACCCCGACUGUGAUCCAUAGCUACAUACUGACUAAAAAAGGCUAUUAUUAGCAGUCUGUGUUACUUUAAAGCAUUUGGCAUGUCUAAAAUUAAUUUAUAUUUUAAAUCUAUUGAGCUCGUUUCCUGCAUGUUUUGAUCUAUGAUC
Molecule: messenger RNA, 1037 nt
Organism: Oreochromis aureus
Lineage: Eukaryota; Metazoa; Chordata; Actinopteri; Cichliformes; Cichlidae
Product: deoxyribonuclease-2-beta-like
Exons: 5
Coding region: 1-912 (303 amino acids)
Biological process (GO): apoptotic DNA fragmentation
Molecular function (GO): deoxyribonuclease II activity
Source: RefSeq, a predicted model, not a curated record